Molecule: messenger RNA, 1977 nt
Organism: Theileria orientalis strain Shintoku
Lineage: Eukaryota; Apicomplexa; Aconoidasida; Piroplasmida; Theileriidae
Exons: 4
Coding region: 1-1977 (658 amino acids)
Molecular function (GO): GTP binding
Source: RefSeq, a predicted model, not a curated record
AUGUACGUGUCACUGGUAGGAAGGUCGAACGUCGGAAAGUCGCGCCUGUUUAACUCAAUACUGUCGCACGCGGGCAGGCGCUCGACGGUGCUGAGGUCAAUAGUGUCUGAAAAGCCGGGAACGACGCGGGACUCGAAGCAGAGCCACAUGUACAUACGGGGAAACAGGGUUACGCUGGUGGACACGGGAGGCUUUGAGGGAUUCCACUGGAGCGGCGCCGUCAGCACACACCACGGAAGCAUUCCAAACAUUAACGUCGAAAAAACGUUUACGCACAUUGAAAAUGAGGCACGGAGGGCCAUACAGAGCUCAAACUUGGUCUUCUUCGUAGUUGACGGGAAGGAGGGAGUCACGCCCCUGGACAUUCAGCUGGGAGAGAAGCUGAGGGCCUGGAUAGAGGGGCUGGAAAGGAAGCCGGAGGUGAAGCUGGUCAUAAAUAAGCUGGAGAACGAUGGAUCCGAAGAGUACUACGAGGAGCUGAGCGAAUGCCUCGCGGACUGCUACAGCCUGGAGUUCGGAGAGCCAGUGGUGGUGAGCGCGCACACGAACGAGGGCAUCGAGGAGCUCACGGGCAUAAUAAAGUCGAGGCUGGCGCCAAGGGACAUGAGGAAGUUGGAGGACAUGGCGAUCCUCGGUAACAACUCGGAAGGAGACCAGGAAGCAGCCGACGAGGAGUUGGAGGACAUUGAGGAGCUCCACAGGCACUGCGAGAUUGAGAAGACGCUGAGGACCUGCUCGAGCGUGAGGGGCACCUACAGGCCUAAUGAACGGUGGAUGAAGCUGCUGAACAGCGUCUGCGGAAUACCGUUCGUAGAGAGGGAGGAGGGGCAGUUCGUGAUACCCUCAAUGAUGUCGCCGUCAGAAAGACUGGCACGCCUGUACAUCUCAGACAAGAGGAAGGCAACUAACCACGACAGUGGCGGUGCUGUGAAUAGUGGCCCACUCAGCAGUUGUGAGCCACAGCAGGGCACUGACGAGGUACGUGCGGAAGAGCCAUGUGCUGAGAACGCUGAUGAUAAAAUGGGAUCGAACCGCGGCGUCGGAAGCAGUUUUAGGUCCGGGCCAAAGUCGAAGACCAGGAUACAUGAGGAGAACGUUGUCAAUCCAAUCAGCGUUCUGGUUCUGGGAAGCGUCGAUAGCGACCGCGACAGGUUGUUGUCGCUGCUGUGCGAGAACUACGAGCAAAACAAAGUAUCGGACCUGUCGCCGAACUGGCACUCAUUUUACUCAAGCUGGCAGCUGAGGCUUGGCGGCAAGACUGUGGAGCAGCCGGUCGAGAUCGUCGUGACUGCAGCACUGAAUCUGGGCGGAUCUUUGGGGAAGAUGGCGGUGGUGCAGACGCUGUCGCUGCUGCGCAGGUGCGACUUCGUCAUUUUCUGCAUAAACAACACGCACGAGCUACGGAGGAGCGACUACGGAACCAGGAAGGUGGCCAUGUCGAAGCGGGAGGUGGCCUGGCUGUCCAGGGCUGUGAGGUUUAAGAAGCCUACUACGCUGGCCGUCCACGUCGACGACAGCUCCAGGGACUGCCAGCUCUUCCUGACGAAGGAGUAUCCACUCAGCUUUGAAUUCACUAGCAUUCCAAUAGUUCCAAUUCCCAGUGGUAGCAAAUCUGCCCAGAAGUUGAAAAACACAAUCGGCUCACUUCUCCACAGGGGCAAACGGAUGGUCGACACCAGCACCUUGAACGCCUGGCUGAGCGCCUUCGUGGCGCGGUGGCCCCCUCCCUGGAAGGAUGGGUCCAAAGUCAACUUGAAGUUCGCAGCGCAGGUGCGCGCCAGUCCGCCCACCUUCGUCCUGUGGUCCAACGUGUAUGCCACCUUCCCUCAGCACUACCUGAGACAGCUUAAACUGGCCCUAUCUGAGGAAUUUGGCUUUCUAGGGGUUCCCCUCAAAUUUGUUUUAAAAACUACUUUUACACCGUCACGGUCCAAGAGAAUUACGCCUCUUAAGCUAAAGCGUCAAAUUCACAACUAA